AUGAAAUUCGUCGCGGUGUUUGCAUUUGUGUGCCUGUUGGGUGUGUGCCUUGCCGAAGAUACCUCCAUCGUGUCCGACGACAAGGAGAUGAACGUUGACGGCAGCUACAAGUUCUUCUACGAGCAGUCCGAUGGACAGAAGCGUGAAGAAAAGGCAGAGCUGAAGGCAUCCUCUGCGGAUCCGGAAGUGCAGGCCAUCUCGGUUAGCGGAUCGUACGAGUACACCGACAACAACGGCAAGCGCUAUCUCGUCACUUACACCGCCGACGAGAACGGGUACCGUCCAAUGGUGAAGCAGCUGUAA
Messenger RNA from Anopheles marshallii, 303 nucleotides. Its product is annotated as endocuticle structural glycoprotein SgAbd-3-like. The transcript has 3 exons. Gene Ontology annotation, molecular function: structural constituent of chitin-based larval cuticle. The record is from RefSeq and is a predicted model, not a curated record. Bases 1 to 303 code for a protein of 100 amino acids. Gene Ontology annotation, cellular component: chitin-based extracellular matrix. NCBI's taxonomy places the organism in Eukaryota, Metazoa, Arthropoda, Insecta, Diptera, Culicidae.